Molecule: messenger RNA, 2197 nt
Organism: Serpula lacrymans var. lacrymans S7.9
Lineage: Eukaryota; Fungi; Basidiomycota; Agaricomycetes; Boletales; Serpulaceae
Exons: 17
Coding region: 66-2015 (649 amino acids)
Cellular component (GO): cytosol; mitochondrial outer membrane; nucleus
Molecular function (GO): protein binding
Source: RefSeq, a predicted model, not a curated record
ACUGGAGUGAUAUUUAGAAACAACAUUCUUACUCUUACCCCCCAUCUCCUCCUCAAAUAUUAACCAUGUCCUCGUUACAGGAACUUGAAGCCAAGUACCGUUCAGCAUCCGAGGGUUUUGAUCACUUGUUCUCGAAUCAAUUAAUUUCGGCUAGGGAAACGUUCUCCGAGCAGGAAUCUCCCUUCCACUUGUUAGGCUUGGGCGUUUGCGCAUUUCUCGAGGCUGCCUUGGGAAUGGAAACGACGUUGAUGGCAGAAGCCACUCGCUGCCUAACCUUAUCCGAAGCCGGGGCUAGAAAGCAAGUGAAAGCUGCCAAGUCUUCUGCCACCUUGCAUCGUUUUCAAGCGGGAAUAGAAUGGGAAAUUCUGCAUGCCGAUGCUGUUGUGCUACUGGGUCUAACCCAUGCACUGAGCGAAUCUUAUCGCGGAUAUCUGCAGUGCUUGUAUGAGUUGAACAGUGCCCACUCCAAGUUUACUAAACUUUACAAGACUGUAUAUCCUGCCGGUUUGGAUGCUUACUCAACUCCAGCUACUACUCCUGCGCCAUCUCCCAAACCAUCUACCCUCAGUCUUAACUCCUUAACUCCGUCCGUUACCACCCAGGCAUCUACCAAAUCAGGCUUCUUUGGACGAUGGACUGGCUCUAAUACUCUUUCAGUUCCAACCGCAGCUCCGGGUACAGUCGGAAAUGCCGCCAAUGGGACAAUAGAAGAGCUCAUCCUCGGCGGAACAGCUUUUGGAUUUGGCCUCUUCAAUCUUGUUUUCUCGCUACUUCCGGCUAAAGUUAGAGGCGUGGUAGGGUUCUUUGGAUUCAACCAUGAUAGAAAACUUGCGCUUCAAGCAUUAGCUGUUUCCGCUGCUAGGACCGACGUGCAUGCCAUUUUUGCCGGUCUUGUAUUGAUGACAUACCACGGAGUCAUCCUUCUCAUGUCUGGGUAUCAAGCUGAUGAAGCACAUAUAAUCAAACAAUACAAAGCAUUGGUAGAGAAAAUCAGUUCCCGUUACCCUACAGGUGCCUUGUGGAUAUUGAACCGAGCUAAAAUCCUCCGCAUGACCCAUGAUGCUGAGGGUGCUAUAAAGACACUUCAAGAUGGUUUGAAGCCAGAAAGAGAGCAUUCGUUCUCGCAAGCCGAUACAUUGUUGGUAUUCGAGUUAGCUUGGACUCUCCUAGCACAACGGCGGUUCGAAGAGUCGUCGGAAAUGUUUAUCAGAAUGACGGAGCUCAAUACCUGGAGUCACGCUACCUACUAUUUCAUCGCCGCUGGAUGUCAAUUCUCACUUCAAAACUACGACAAAGCACAGGAGCUAUUUGAUAAGAUCCCUGAUUUGCUCGACAAACGGAAGCUGUCCGGAAAGGAUCUGCCCACAGAAGUCUUUAUCAAGAAAAAACUCGCAUUUUACAAGAAGAAACAACAGCGCAGAGGAGGAGCAGAAGGGCGAUUUGUGGAGGCCAUCAAGAUUAGUCCUGCCGAAGAAAUUGCCAUCUUCUGGAAUGCUCAUGCACGUAUCGACAAAGACAUUGCUAUUGCACAUAUCAAGGACUGGAGUUCUCUGUCUCCACCCGUCAACGUAGAAAGUGCGUAUAUUGUCCCUGCCGCAUCCCCUACGAGCGGACCUGUCGACCUCGACACCCCCGACGAACUUGCUGUCCGAUCUCUGCUACUCGCCAUUGUCCAUCGAACGCUACGCGACUAUUCUGCAUCGCGUGCAUUUUUAGCCGAUGCGCAGCAACAGGCCAAGAUGGCGGAAAUCAGUUCUUGGGUCUCCAGCGUGUCGAUCUUCGAGCUCACUGUUCUUGAGCUUAAAGAAGCGGAUGCGACUUGCUUGUCGAAGGAGCUAGUCGGUGACGAGCGGAAGAAGUUUUGGAUCCCUGUGUUGAAGGCUGCGAACGAGAAGUUAGACCAGGCUCUUGCUCUUGCGACGAGCAACACUGAUCUGUCGUCGAGGCUCGAUAGCAGGAUUAGCAUGCUUAGGGAUGAAAUUACGACGAAGAGCGAGAUGAUUGGAAUUGUCUAGAAAUUUGAUUCGGUAGUUAAAUUCUUACUAGUAUUUAUUGUGCAGGACACGGACCACGGACUAUUUGCAAUAUAGAAAAGACUACCAACGGCUAUUAUUAUUAUUUCACUCUAGUUUUGUAUAAGGGGAAACUGCACGUACGUACCAAGAUCGGACAUACUAUAGUAGAGCUGGGUGCAGCU